UCUAUGAGUAAUUGUACACAAUCUGCAUUGGCAUCGUUAACGUGUAAAUUUUGCAUAGAAACGGGCACUGGAUCGCUCGAAAUAACUAAUUUAUCGUAUAUUUCAUGUUCAUAACGAUACAAUAAUGUCUACCCUUAGAAAUUUAACUGUUAGUGGGGAGAGGACGUCUGGAGAUACAGUGAGGACACAAAAUGUAAUGGCUGCUGCUGCAAUAGCCAACAUUGUGAAGAGCUCACUGGGUCCUGUAGGACUGGACAAAAUGUUGGUCGAUGAUGUUGGGGAUGUGACAGUAACAAACGAUGGUGCAACAAUCCUCAAACUUCUAGAAGUGGAACAUCCAGCUGCUAAGAUCCUGGUAGAGCUCGCUGAUCUUCAGGACCAAGAGGUUGGAGAUGGAACAACAUCAGUGGUCAUCAUUGCUGCUGAACUGCUAAAGAAUGCUGAUGAGCUUGUCAAACAGAAGAUUCACCCCACAACCAUCAUCAGUGGAUACAGAUUAGCAUGCAAGGAAGCCUGCCGUUACAUCCAAGAGCAUUUAACGAUCAGUACAGAUGAUUUAGUGAAAGAGAGCAUUAUCAAUGCAGCUAAGACGUCUAUGUCAUCAAAACUUAUUGGAAGGGAUCCUGAGUUCUGGUCUGAGAUGAUCUAUGAUGCCGCUCAGGCUGUGAAGACCACAGACGCUAAGGGAGCCACCAAGUGCCCCAUCAAGGCUAUCAACCUCCUCAAGGCUCAUGGCAAGAGCUCUAAAGAGACCAUCCUUGUUCCGGGAUAUGCUCUCAACUGCACCGUAGCAUCUCAGGCAAUGUUGAAGAGAAUCGUAGGUGCGAAGAUAGCCUGUCUAGACUUCAGUCUUCAGAAGACUAAGAUGCAUCUAGGUGUCCAUGUCAUCGUAGACGACCCAGAGAAGUUGGAUGCUAUCCGUCAAAGGGAGUCUGACAUCACAAAGGAGAGGAUUAAAAAGAUCUUAGAUGCUGGAGCCAAUGUGAUCCUGGCCACCGGUGGUAUCGAUGACCUCUGUCUCAAGUACUUUGUAGAGGCAGGUGCCAUGGCCGUCAGGAGGUGCAAGAAGCAGGAUCUCAGGAGGAUCGCCAAGGCUACAGGAGCUCAACUGCUCGUCACCCUGGCUAACUUGGAUGGUGAGGAGACGUUUGAAGCUGCCAUGCUUGGACAGGCCGAGGAGGUGGUACAGGAACGUGUGUCAGAUGACGAACUCCUUCUCAUCAAGGGACCCAAGGUCCGCAGUGCAGCAUCCAUGAUCCUGCGUGGAGCCAAUGACAACCAAUGCGACGAGAUGGAGCGAUCCGUUCAUGAUGCCCUCUGUGUAGUCAAGCGUGUCAUCGAGAGCAAGUCUGUGGUCGUAGGAGGAGGAGCCGUGGAAUCGGCCCUCUCCAUCUAUUUGGAGAAUCUAGCAACCUCACUGAGUUCUCGUGAGCAGUUGGCGAUUGCUGAGUUUGCCAACUCUCUCCUGGUCAUUCCCAAGACGCUCGCAGUCAAUGCUGCCAAGGACUCUGUGGACCUUGUGGCUAAGCUCAGGGCUUACCAUAAUACAUCCCAGCUACAGGCAGGCCACUCACAUCUAAAGUGGAUUGGUCUUGACCUGGUCAAUGGAGUCGUACGAGACAACAAAGCGUGUGGCGUUCUUGAACCCGCCAUCUGCAAGGUCAAAUGUCUGAAGUUCGCCACUGAGGCCGCCAUCACCAUCCUGCGUAUUGAUGACCUCAUCAAGCUCGACGCCGAGGAACCACCUCAGGGUCACCCAGGAGGUCAUCCAGGCAUGGGCGGCAUGGGCGGCAUGGGCGGCAUGAUGUAACCUUUGACCUCUCGGCUGAUGUAAAGUUGACCUUUGACCGUCUAGAGGAGAUGGUUGGCUUCUAUGUAUUUAUCAUAAUGAGUGGCAUGUGGUCCCUAUGUUGUAAUGAUCAGCCAUCUUCUGAAGUGGAAGAUGAUGAUUAUUAUGUUCAGUGCAAGAUUUUUUUUUCAUGGAAUUUAUUGCUUUAACCAUUAAUUGUGCUAUCUCAUCCUUUGUGAUCACAUACAGUCCACUUCUUGAGAACGAAAAUUUCUAAAAGUGAAAAAAGUCUGAGAUAGCAUAUUUUGUGGUUAAAGUCAUUGAAUCCAAUGAUUACCUUGUGAAGAAUAUUUGAUAUAUGCAGUUUAUGAUAAACCUUUUGGUAGGUGUCACAAAAUGAAUGCAGUCUGUUUGUUUAAAAAUAAUAAAUUGUAUGUGGUGUGAAAAAAAUACUAGUCCUGCAAAUAAGCAUUUGAAUAAAUUUCCCCCAAGAUAGUGGACAGGUUUGAGUAAAAGUGAAGGGUUGCUAUGAGAUCAACCUGAGGCUACUACAUCACUGUGACAUCACAGUGUCACUCUGUGUUCUACAUAUAUCACAGUGAAUAUUAAUUAUUGCAACAUCCUUCUCAUAUCACUUAGAGGUCACUCCCUCUCUUAGACACCAGAAUAGUGCACAAUGCAAUGCUUUUAAAAGUAGUUUGUUGUAGGGGAAAUUGAUCAAAACAGAACCUGCAAGUGCCUGUUCAAGCUUGUAAUGUAUAAUCUCUCUUUUUUCAUUUAAUCAUCCUUAGGAAAUUAUCUUAUCCUUGGUUUCGUUUCAUGACAGAACAGUACAUGUACACUUCUCGCUAAAUUUAAUCUCCCUUUCCGCCAAACUUAAAUCACAUGUUUUCAUCCAUCACAUGUUUUGAUCUCUAGGCAGUUACAGGAAUGUCUCACUGACCACAAGCUUCCUUACCCUCUCUCUCCCUUUCUUUUCUCUCUCUCUCUCUCUCUCUCUCUCUCCCUCCCCCCCCUCCUCUCUCUCUCUCUCCCUCCUCUCUCUGUCUCUCUCUCCCUCUCGGUCAUGAGGUGUAUUCACUUGACCUUAAGUGGGUCAUUAAAAGCCUUGUGGUUAGACUUGAUGAUUAAGAUCACAGACCACGGGACCAUGAUGACCUUAGCAACAACACUCGAAGUAACCAAACAGUGGCACAAAGAAAGGGUAGUUUUCAGACAUAAAUGAACACUUGUUGGUCUGAAUGUUAAGUAUAAGAAUAGGGCCCUCUCCCAUUGAGAGUUGCGAUUAAUCUAAAUUGAUUGUAUUUCAACUCAGGACUCAAGUUUGAUAUCAGUCGCAACUGUGUACAUUAGAAAUAUGCAGUUGCAAAUUUGUGAUUGAGAAGAGAAUUGAUUGAGAUUGAUUGCAAGAUGGGGCCUUUAUAUGUUCAGUUUCACCAACUUUUCUCUCAGUGGCCCUGCAAUGUAACAUUAAACUAAAUCACUAGGAGCUUUGUUCCAAGUGCAAGAUGUACUUGAUGUACUUGUCUCAUGCUCGUAAGUAUUUCCUAAUGCUAUUUUUUCUUCAUUUAUAUGAAAGAAAAGUGAAUUUGGUUACGAUUGUGAUUAAAUCAAAGAGAAAAGGUCCAUUUCUGUGAGAGAAGUAUCUGGGAUCACCUGUCUUGUGUGUCAGCUCAUGGAAUGACAUUUCGAAACUCAUUCCAUAUAAAAAUAAAUUAAACAAAAGAAAUCCCUGUACUUAUAUUGUGCUCAGAAUAGAUAGUGCUGUGAAAAUAUUAACUAUUGUGAAGUGUUAAUGUUAUUUGUAUUGGCAUUUUGUGAAUGCUUUGAGUGAUAAUACAAUGUACAAAAGUGCACAUGAAGUGAUUUGCUUCAUUCUUUUUUUCUUAUUGUUUUUGUACUACUGGUAUUAAAGCCUAAAUGUUUGAACUCUCAA
Molecule: messenger RNA, 3725 nt
Organism: Strongylocentrotus purpuratus (purple sea urchin)
Lineage: Eukaryota; Metazoa; Echinodermata; Echinoidea; Camarodonta; Strongylocentrotidae
Gene: tcp1
Product: T-complex protein 1 subunit alpha
Exons: 12
Coding region: 125-1810 (561 amino acids)
Biological process (GO): protein folding
Cellular component (GO): chaperonin-containing T-complex
Molecular function (GO): ATP-dependent protein folding chaperone; ATP hydrolysis activity; ATP binding
Source: RefSeq, a predicted model, not a curated record